Molecule: messenger RNA, 210 nt
Organism: Drosophila erecta
Lineage: Eukaryota; Metazoa; Arthropoda; Insecta; Diptera; Drosophilidae
Product: drosomycin
Exons: 1
Coding region: 1-210 (69 amino acids)
Source: RefSeq, a predicted model, not a curated record
AUGCACAUCCAGAUUCUAUUUGCACUGUCUGCUGCCUUGAUGCUGGUUGUCCUGGGAGCGGGUGAAUCCUAUGCCGACUGCCUUUCCGGAAAUUAUAGGGGUUCCUGCGCCGUGUGGCACAGGAAGAAGUGUAGAGAUAUUUGCCAGAGGGAAGGACGAACCGGUGGUCACUGCAGCCCCAGUCUGAAAUGUUGGUGCGAAGGAUGCUGA